AUGUCAGAUAAUGUUGGAAAGGCUGCUCUCAAAAUUCAGACCUAUGACCCAAAAAUUGCAGUUUCAUAUAAAAAACAAGCAAUAAUUGAUGAUCAACCCUGUGUACUAUGCGUGCUGGAGACUGCAGGACAAGGGGAACACGUGCCACUUUGGGAUCAAUUGAUCAG
Entrophospora candida is the source of this 167-nucleotide messenger RNA. The record is from the annotation of a GenBank genome assembly. NCBI's taxonomy places the organism in Eukaryota, Fungi, Glomeromycota, Glomeromycetes, Entrophosporales, Entrophosporaceae.